AGUGGUGAGACAUGUCGUUUUUGUGGUCGGUGUGGAAGCUCGCAGUCACAGUCUGUGAGUGACAGCUCGGCUCACAGAGGAUAACCUGCCAUGAAGAAGACCUCCAGAAGCUCCGCGCGGGCUCAAGCGCUCCACUGAUUUUCGCAAAAGAAACGCGCAGAAGUGAGCGGAGGCCGGCGCACAUCCAGCAGCGCCUCCUCAAACGAUGGGGAUAAAGCACCUCCUGCUUCUUUUGAUUUACUUCGACCCGCUGAAUGUGCUGUGCACCGUCACCAACAAAAAGAGCAAACCCCCGCCGAGGAGGAACGCAAAGUUGAAGGAGGUCAACGGCAGCACCACUGCUGUCCCGCCGGCUUUCCCGGGAAAGAUCACCCAGGUCCAGGCCCCUUAUGUCACUGGUAUCCAGCACGACACCUGCCUGGGCUACUACGACGUGAGCGGCCAGUUUGACAAAGAAUUCGCCUGCAACAACACCGACCACCGGUUCUGCUGCGGCAGCUGCUUCUUGCGCUUCUGCUGCGCGGACCGAGGGAAGCGACUGGAGCAGAGGACCUGCACCAACUACAACACCCCGGACUGGAUCAAAACACAGCCCCCUUCACCGGCGCCCACAGGUGACACGUACGACCCGGAGCUGGACCGGACCAACACCACCGUGUACAUCACGUGCGGCGUGAUCGCGCUGAUCAUCGCCAUUGGGAUUUCUGCCAAAGUAGCCUACGAUAAAGCCACCAAGCCCCCUCAGGAAAUGAAUGUGCACAGAGCCCUGGCAGACAUUCUAAGGCAGCAAGGACCAGGUUCGGUGUCUCAGUAUGAGCAUGAAAAUAUUGCAGCAAUCGAUGGGUCGCCCAAAGAUGAGACACCAGUCAGAACGUUGAAAAAUCAUUACACGCCUGUUCACACCAAGUCAUCCAACCACGCACACUACGGGAAAGAGACCCUGUACAGUGGAGGCCAAGACAUGCAGAACUUCCUCUCCUCUGGUUUUGUGACUCUUGGACGUGGACAUUUAAAAGCACAGCACUCCAUGGAUGAAUCGGGGCAGAUGUCCUGGCAGGGCGAUCUGGACGUUCCCCUCUCCUACGGAAAUCACCACCAUGACUUCCACCACAGCCACCUGGACCUGACGGUGCUCACUCCCAAACUGGAGAGACGCCAGCGCACAAACAACAUCCUGACCUCAUCCACCGAGCCCUACGAUGUGUCCCUCUCCAGGUCCUUCCAGAACCUCAGUCACCUGCCGCCCUCCUACGAGUUGGCCCUCAAGUCUGACUUAAGUGAGAAGGAUGAGUACUACUCCAGGACGCAUCUUCAUCUUGACUUCGGCGGACGGGGACCAACCCACAUGGUGAAGCUGAAUGCAGAACCCCAACAGCGCCAAAGGCCUCGUCGAGUGCAGAGGGCCAUGUCCCAGGACCAUGUUUUGUCUCCUCCUAGGACACCACGUCGUGGAGACUAUGGUUUGUCUUCAUAUGGUGCCAUGGCUGCCACUGCGUACGGAAGUAGCCGCAACCUCUCUGAAGAGCAGCUACUGUCAGCAGACCGCCUCCAGUCCCAAGAUCUGUUGUUGUCCCCAGCAGCGAGGCGUAACAAGUUUCGGGAGAAGGCCAUGGCACGGGCGAUGUCUCACGCUGACAUGUUGAUGCCCACCACACCUGUCAUGGACCGCCACAAGAUGACCAAGAUGCACUCUCAACCUACUGCCCAUAACGACUACAAUUUACUGACCGUCAAUCACCAACCCUCAGCUUCUAAGAGGCAAGCAUUUGCCUCCCGACGAACACACACAGUGGACCACCUACAGUACCUUCCUGGUGGUCCACACCAUACAUACCGUACUGCCAGCAAAAACGAGGUUACUGUUUAAACUCUGAAGGAUCUCUGAGACUGAGACACCAUAGCAAUCCUUAAAAUUGGCAAAUAUAUUAAGUCUUCUUGUUGAAUUACUAUGUUAAAACUCUUCCUGCUUUUUAGCACAAGCUUCCUUUGCCAUCUGCAUUUGGUAACUAGAAUCAACACGGGCAGCGACAUUUCUCUCUUAGAGCUUCUUAAGGGCUUUGUGUGCUGACACCGGAGGGAUGCUUCACAUUCGAGGUUUGACAGUGUGAAGAUAAUAUUUUUUAAAUUGGACACCGGAUUAUGGAAGAGAACCGAAUCAACUUUAUUAAUAUAUAAAUGUAUUAUAUUUACUAUUUGUAUUUUCAGUCCUUGUUAGAGCUUUAGAGAUUAUCUUUGGUGUGACAGAUGUGAGCACUUCAUGCAGUGCCUCUUAAAAUUGUCCCAUUUCAACAAUGAAGUGGAUUUGUGGGUCAUAAAGCACAAAUAAGGAAUUACCAUUUUUUUUAAUUAAAAAAAAUGAUUUUACUUUUUGUUUUGUAAAUGGCCAAAACUCGUCAGCUUAUUAGUGUGAAUGGAGAUUAAAGGU
This is a messenger RNA of Thalassophryne amazonica, 2425 nucleotides long. It is a transcript of the gene shisa6a, whose product is annotated as protein shisa-6. The transcript has 7 exons. Gene Ontology annotation, cellular component: dendritic spine membrane; postsynaptic membrane; postsynaptic density. NCBI's taxonomy places the organism in Eukaryota, Metazoa, Chordata, Actinopteri, Batrachoidiformes, Batrachoididae. The coding region runs from base 206 to 1867 and encodes 553 amino acids. Gene Ontology annotation, biological process: regulation of AMPA receptor activity; regulation of short-term neuronal synaptic plasticity. The record is from RefSeq and is a predicted model, not a curated record.